Molecule: messenger RNA, 1092 nt
Organism: Pelmatolapia mariae (spotted tilapia)
Lineage: Eukaryota; Metazoa; Chordata; Actinopteri; Cichliformes; Cichlidae
Product: tetraspanin-7-like
Exons: 1
Coding region: 1-1092 (363 amino acids)
Cellular component (GO): plasma membrane
Source: RefSeq, a predicted model, not a curated record
AUGAGCGCACUGCCUUACGACUCGCUGUCGGCUCGGCCGAGUCCCAGCAGACAAGCUUUGGACUGGGAGCGUGAGCAGCUAGCUGUGCGACGACUGUCUUCACGGAGUCUUGACCUGCUGACUCCGCCUCCUCUUCCUCGUCGACCCUCUGCCAUCCCUGGCUACCUGCUGCCUCCAUACCAAGGUCAAGAGGAGCAGCUCAGCCUGCAGCAGCAGCAACAGCAGCGUCUCUCCUUGUCCGUGUGCUCAGAAGCCUCCCUGGCGCCCCCUGCUCCUCCACCUGUGGGUGCUGGCCCACCCUGCUGCCAUUCCGUGGGAGUCAUGCACCUCUUGCGUCUGGGUCUCCUAGCCUUCAGCUGCCUCUUCUGGGCAGCUGGACUGGCUAUCUUCACACUGGGUGUGUGGGCUCAAAUUUCCCUGGCAGACUACAUGAUGCUCUCCGCCAACCGCUACCCCAAUGCCCCGCUCAUCCUUCUGUCCACAGGUGCGGCCAUCACAGCAUGGGGCUUCCUGGGUUGCCUGGGGGUGGCUGCAAACCUGCCUUGCGUGCUAAGGGCUUACGGCUUCUUUCAGCUUGCUGCACUUGUGGCCGGUUUGGCAGCAGGACUCUCGGGCCUCUUCUACCGUGAAGAAAUUGCCGGUGGAUUUCGCAGCGGUUUACAGCGAGCAGUGGCGGGCUACACAGAGGAUGAAGGCCGUGCUGACGCUCUAGACAGCCUGCAGAGGGCUCUGAAGUGUUGUGGAGCUGACGGUUGGCGCGACUGGCUUGUGUCUGACUGGGCUAUCCAGCAUAUGAACUUCCUGCCCAUUGAGAACGGCACCUCGGUGUCCUUGCCCGACAGCUGCUGCGUGAGGCGAAAGGGUUGCAAGAAUCGGCCUCUUCUGGCAGAUGAUGGUGACGGCAUGGCUGCCGCGGGGAUCCAUCCGCAUGGCUGCUUCCGCAAAGUCUUCAGCUUGGUCAAUGACAAUGUCUUCCAUAUUGCUGCUACUGUGCUGGGGUUAGCCUUCACACAGAUUGGAGGCAUUGCCCUGGCUUGUCUGUUAGCCAAUAAACUGGCACCAAGACAGCAUGGACGUGUAGUAGCACAUUAA